Molecule: messenger RNA, 792 nt
Organism: Echinostoma caproni
Lineage: Eukaryota; Metazoa; Platyhelminthes; Trematoda; Plagiorchiida; Echinostomatidae
Source: the annotation of a GenBank genome assembly
AUGGCCCAGGAUAGUCGAAAUUCACUUAUCUCCGCAAUAUCCUCGGACAGAGGAGGAGUCAUUUCACCGAUCCCCGGAUUACCAUAUCCCACGUGUUCGAUUGAUAUCACCCAAUCCGUAUCGGAUCAAUCGUAUGCAAACAAUUAUCCGGACGAAUCGAAUCCCACUGGGACUGAGUGGUGUUUUAACGAUUCACAAAUUGCUUGUAUCUGUGAAGUUCUACAACAACGUGAAGAUGUGGAUCGUAUGGAACACUUUUUACAAUCGUUACCCAAAGAUGAUUCGGUUCAGUUGCUCGAAAGUGUAUUGGUGGCCCGUGCGACUGUCGCGUUCUAUCGUGGUCAGUAUACCGAAUUGUAUAGCCUGCUCGAGGCACAUUCGUUCUCCGCGGAGAAUCACGGCCGAUUGCAAUCAUUGUGGUUACGUGCUCACUAUGCGGAAGAGGAGCGGGCCAAAGGUCGACCACUGGGAGCUGUGGCUAAGUACAGAAUUCGUCGGAAAUACCCGUUACCACGUACGAUUUGGGACGGGGAAGAGACAAGUUAUUGUUUCAAAGAGAAAUCACGAACUUUGUUACGUGAAUGGUACACACAUAAUCCGUACCCGUCACCAAGAGAUAAACGGGAAUUGGCCGAGGCGACCGGGUUGACCACAACACAAGUGUCCAAUUGGUUCAAAAAUCGACGACAACGUGAUCGUGCAACCGACUCGACUGAUGAUGAUGUUAUUAGUACUAAAAGCACCGAUAGGAAUAGUGACAGUGAUAGUAGAAUGGGUGUCGUGUUCCAGUAA